ACUUUAAAUAACUCAGAUCAAAACAGACCAGCAAGCCGACCGUAGUGCGUGCUGCAUUGCUCGAGUGGAUUACUUUCUCGUACUUGGAUACUUGUACUUCGCCAAACUCUCUGUGCAAUCAUGUUGGGGCGCAAACUUGGAUUUAGCGGUGUCUUCGCGUGCACUGGCAGUCAGCCACAUUGUGAAAAGCAGGAAAAAGGCAAAGAGAGAUCCAGUCUGGAAAAAGACUACGCUGUCAAUCAAGUUCUUGGAAGUGGAGGCUUUGGUACUGUCUACUCUGGAGUCAGGAGGCGAGAUAAUUUGCCUGUGGCCAUUAAACACAUCUCAAAAGACAAAGUAACAGAUUGGGGACAGAUAAAUGGACAUGAUGUGCCAUUAGAAGUCUGUCUCCUGCGGAAGGUACAGAAUGUUCCUGGCGUCAUCAAGCUGUUGGAUACAUUCGAACGCGCCGACUCCUUCAUUCUGGUCAUGGAACGGCCAGACCCAGUCCGUGACCUCUUCGACUUCAUCACGGAGAAAGGCGCUUUGGACGAAGAGACGGCGCGUGACUUCUUCCGUCAGAUCGUCAGCAUCGUGCAGGUGGUCCAGCGCUGCGGCGUACUCCACCGCGACAUCAAGGACGAAAACAUUCUGGUGGACCUCAAAACUGGACAGUUGAAACUCAUCGACUUCGGCUCAGGCGCUUUCCUGAAGGAUACCGUCUAUGUGGAUUUUGAUGGGACACGUGUUUAUAGUCCCCCAGAGUGGAUCAAGUGCCAUCGAUAUUAUGGGAGGCCAGCAACAGUGUGGUCUCUGGGAAUUUUGCUGUUUGACAUGGUGUGUGGUGACAUUCCUUUUGAACAAGACCAGCAGAUCAUUCGUGGUGAACUCAACUUCAAGGGCCGUCUUAGUGCAGAGGUAAAAGACCUGAUCAGAAAAUGCCUGACCUUGCGGCCAUCCGACAGACCUUCUCUGGAAGAUAUCAUUGAGCACCCAUGGAUGCGCGCUGGCAUUCCCAUCCCAGGCAGCACAGACAAACGCCAGGACAUGACCAAUGGCAGCAAUCUGGACUCCGCAUCAUUGUCCAGCCAAGAAAGUAUAUGACAAGGUUGGCUGCAUCGGACUACUGCCAGCUACCCCAAAGAACUGUGGUUGGUAGUAGCCAGAGUUUAUGGAUACAUCAGUUUUCUGUGCCUGCCCUGCAGCAACCAAAAAAAGCAGACUGGUUGUAAAGGUUUGCAAUGAACCUUCCAGAUCUUUGCAGGGAUCUCCACUACACCAUGGACCGACCAACUGUAAGCAGGCCAAGUCAUAGGUGUGGGCAUCAAACCAAAACACAGAUGCAUUGUCAGCUGCCCAAGUGUGCUUUCUGGACUUGCAAGAACUUUUAUGGGGUCUUCAUCAACUGCCCUUUUAUCCUUUUUUUUUUUUUUUUGUUCCAUGCCUCUAUUCACCUUGCGGUUGCAGAGGCAUACAGCCAUCAGACUGUCCUUAAAAAUAGGCUGCGAGUGCCUAUUUACAAACGCAUUCCCCCAUGAGGAAGUGAGGAGCUGAUUUGUCUGGUGUCUUGUUUUCAUCAUGACUGUUGGAGCAUUUGCAGAUGACUGUAAGGGCUUUCACUAAACACAUGCCUGUAAAAUGUCUGUUGGGCAAUUACAUUUGCUUUGUAACUUGUGGCUCGGAAAAAAAUGGAAACUGUAGGGGGUCAACUGUGGGCAUUGUGACUUGCAUAUGUGAACAGUGCAAAGGGACGUUUUGGACACCAUGUGUUAUCUAUAAAAUGACAAAACCAUACCAGUACAUAUAAAAAGCAUACCAGUACAUACCAUCUUUCAGGCCCUUUUCCAGCCUGCUGUGACAAAAAUGCCAGCGAAACCUGUCAUAAAGAAGCUGAUCUUUCUACUGCCAUAUCAAUGCAAAUGUCCGACUCUUUUUCAUCUCUGAACAAGGAAGUUGGCAAACUUUGAAGGGGUUGUGAAGGAAACAAGGAGACUGGUUAUGGUUGGAGUUAAAAUAUUCUCCAAGCCAUUUUCAUUGUAUGUUUCAGAAACUUUGUGCAAAAGCAGAAUCCCCUCAAAGUUAACUCAUUAAAAAAAAAAUUCAAGGCAGCACUUAAUAUAUGCAAAAUUGAAAAAUUGUUCCAUGGAUAGACAUUGUAAGUCAUCGAGUUAGUUCUGAGAGAGUGUGGGGGCUUGGGGUUGGGGGUGGUGGUGAGAUUGUGUGUAAGUGUUUGCAGUGGCAUGUAGAACUACACCGGUGCAAUCCAUACGUGGGUUUUAUGUUUUUUCUACCUCAGGACUCUUUAUGUUUACCUGGUUGUUUGCCAGUGUGUUACCAGGUUGACUGUAACUUAAUAGUGUUGCUGUGCAGUAAAAUUGGAGAUGUGGUCAAGAUGAUGUGAUAGAUGAGGAAAACGGGCCACGUUUGAUUGCGUUAUGUUUGAGAGAAAUUGGCCAAAUGUAACUUUUUUGGUUGUGCGUGUGGUUUUGGAGGAAGAGGUGAGGGUAUGUGGGUGUCAGGGUGUAAAGUAGCUGUAGCUUUAGAGGCAGAGCAGUGGUUAACUGGGCAUCAUGCAUUGGCGAUGUAUUUAGCUGCCAUGAUGAAUGGCGAAAAGAUUGAACUUUGAACCAGAUAAUGUCAGUAUAGAAUAGAUUGGCAUUAGUACACAUGACAACGUACUUGAAAAUUAUGAUGAACCUUGUUUUUUUCAGGUUGAAUGUCAGCUUUAUUUCUUUCCUUGCUGUUGGUUGUUUUUUUGUUUAAUCAUUUUUUCUUGCUGUUGGCCGUAUACAUCAAGUAAUCGGUUGUAAAGAACCUCGCCUUGUUCCACCCUGGAUAAAACUCUCCCUGGCAUCGUGCUCCCCUACUCCCCCACUCCCCAAACUCUUCGCUGAAUCCCUCACUACCCAAGAAGCUCUUGUGUGUAGCUCACUUCGCACCCUAGAAGUUUCAGGUUGGCUAUUUAUGUGGUACCAUCUUCAUUGUAAACAACAUCAUUAAUUUAAUUUGAGCUGUUAACGCCAUUUCACCUCGGAUUCCUUUGUUCCUUUGAACCUCAUUCCCCUUUCCUCCCCCAUCCCCCCAGUGUAAAUAGAUGAUAUUAUCAUCAUCAUCCCACGGUGUUGUGGAUCAUUCAGUUUCAUCAGACAACCCAUAAUAUACUUGUGUUCCAUCAACAACCAUUUAAUACGUGUACAUACAUCUCAUUUUGUGCUAAUUUAUUGUGCGUGUGUCUGGGGAAGGGCAAGAGAGAUGUGACCAAAUCGCAGACUUCUCUUGUUCGCUGGCAGAAAAGUGGCUGCACUGUUUGAGGUGUGAACUGAAUGUUUUAUUUGUGUAAAUAUGUGUAUUUUUGAAGAAAUUGGUUGAGAAGAGAAAUAAAAUGAAAAUGAUUAAAUUAUGAA
Pomacea canaliculata is the source of this 3383-nucleotide messenger RNA. RefSeq names its product serine/threonine-protein kinase pim-1-like. Gene Ontology annotation, cellular component: cytoplasm. Gene Ontology annotation, biological process: protein autophosphorylation; negative regulation of apoptotic process. Lineage: Eukaryota; Metazoa; Mollusca; Gastropoda; Architaenioglossa; Ampullariidae. The transcript is spliced from 6 exons. The record is from RefSeq and is a predicted model, not a curated record. Gene Ontology annotation, molecular function: protein serine/threonine kinase activity; ATP binding. Bases 121 to 1083 code for a protein of 320 amino acids.